UUCAUUGGUUCUGCAAUCGACAUUUCUUUCACCCAAUAGAAAAUAUAACUCGAUAGACUACGCAAUUGCAAUCAGCGAGUGAAGAAAUUCAAUCAAAAUGGAUAAUCCAAAAUCACAAAUUACAUCUCUGAUCCACACCCUCUGUUCCGGGGCUCCCUCCGCCCAACAAAAAGCUCUACAACAGUAUUUCACCCCCGACGCAUCGUUCUCGCAUCCACUGUGCUCGGUACCUUCUUUCUCUUCUGUUCGACUACCCGUGGUUGGAGAGGUCAAUAGUAGAUGGGUAUUGGGGUGUGUGUAUAAAUGGUAUAAGGUGCUGAGUCCAAGGGUUGUGGUGGGAGUGGAUGGAAAUAUAACGCAGAAACGCAAACUCUCUUUCUCCAACUCCAUCAACAAUUCCACCUCUUCUUCCUUCCAUUUUUCUAUCCAACAUUUUCUGGCGGGUGGAACACAAAUCAUUAGCCUUUGGAGAUUGAUUGCGACAUUGUUAUGUAUAGUAGGGGCAGUGAUGUUUGCGCCGAUGACGUGGAUGGAGGAGUGGGGAUGGUUUGGCAAUGGGAUGGAUGUAAAGAGGGGCGAGAAAGAAGAUGGAGGCGAGCACGAGACAGGUGGUCGCGAGACUAAUGGGGUGAAUGGCUCAAGGAGAGAGAAGAGAAGGAAAACGAUUAGUGGUUCCGGAGGGAAGGAGAGAUAG
Molecule: messenger RNA, 694 nt
Organism: Botrytis sinoallii
Lineage: Eukaryota; Fungi; Ascomycota; Leotiomycetes; Helotiales; Sclerotiniaceae
Exons: 4
Coding region: 98-694 (198 amino acids)
Source: RefSeq, a predicted model, not a curated record